UUCUCAGCACAAGUAGUAGUAUAUUUAUCCAGAAAUCAGGCAAUAUCAUCAGAUAAUCAGUCGAAGUGAGUUGUGACAAUGUCAGUACUAAGUGAGGAACAGAAAAAAAUUAUUGACUCCGUGGCCAGAAAAAAUGGUUUCACGGAUGAUUUUGAAGUGGCUGCGUUUGCCGGUACAGCGAAAGGGGAUAAUUAUUUAGGGGAUAUAUUGAGAGUGUCUAUUAAAAAUGAUGCUCGAAAAUUGGAAGUCAUUCUUAAAUCAACAUUAACCAGUGAGGCUAUCAGAAAGGAGGUUUCUAUGGACAAUGUGUUCGGCAGAGAAAUAUAUAUUUACGAGAAGGUAUUCGGAGAGUUCAAGAAAUUUCAGGAUAAUUUCGUCAUUUCGAAUCCAUUUUCUGGACAUCCCAAAUUGUAUGAGGCUUCUCACAAGGCUGGACACGAAUGUUUGGUCAUGGAAAACAUGGUGGAAAGUGGAUUUAAGCUUUGGAAUAGACAGAUUCCGAUGACUCCAGAACAUAUAAAAGCAGUUAUCGUGGAAUACGCUAAAUUUCACACGGUUUCGUUAGCAAUGAACCACAAAAAUCCGGAUCUCUUCAAAGAUCUCACUAAUGGGUUGAAAGAACAUGUUUUUGAAGCAGAUAUGAGCGAUCCGGUGAAACUGCAGUUAUACAUAGAUGCAAUUCUUGGUAACGGGUAUAAAGCUCUUGAAAGCGAACCAGAAUUGUUGGACGCAUUGAAAAGAUUAGGAAAGUCGUUACCGGAAUAUUUCGAAGUAUCGAAGGAUCCGAAGUGGGAUUUAGUGAUCAACCACGGAGAUUGCUGGUGCAAUAAUCUGAUGUUCAAGUAUGAGACACCAGAAAACGUCUCAAAAAUCUCUAAGGUUUGCAUCUUGGACUGGCAACUAUCAAAAUUUGGAUCACCUGCCGCUGACCUGACCUACUUCUUCUUCGCCCACAGUCCAAAAGAAGUUCUUUACGAUUAUCAAAAGUACUUGAAAUUAUAUCAUGACACCGUCUGCCAGAAUUUGAGAGAAUUUGCCUGUGAUCCUGAAGAAAUUUUCCCUUACAGUCUCCUAGAGAAGCACUGGACACAUUUCAUCAAACUCGGAGUGUUUAUGUCUUUGAUGAUAUUGAAAUUUAUGUACUUUGAUUCAGAUGAAGCAUCCGAGUUUACGGCGGCAACGGAAGCUGAAAAUGAUACAAUGUCAUCGUUUUCAUACGAGUCAAGAAACACUGGUAAAUUCAAUGAAAGAGUCAUAACUUUGAUAAGGGUUUUGGUUGACACUGGUUUUUUGUCAUAAUAUUUUGUUAGAUUAUGAAUAGUUUCAUAAAUAUAUGUAUAAAUAGAUA
Messenger RNA from Leptinotarsa decemlineata (Colorado potato beetle), 1348 nucleotides. RefSeq lists its product as uncharacterized. NCBI's taxonomy places the organism in Eukaryota, Metazoa, Arthropoda, Insecta, Coleoptera, Chrysomelidae. The record is from RefSeq and is a predicted model, not a curated record.